UUCAUUGGUCCCGACGGUAAACCGCGAUGAAACGUAGCCAAUCAACAUUAUGCUUCAAUUGGAAUAAAAAAAAAAGCAAAGUUUCAUUUCUCUGAUUGGCUGAAUCCCAUGUGAUCUCCAUGCAUUGCCAUGUCUUUCAAUUCUUUAAUAUGCAUGUCAGGUUAGACUUAUCUUGUGCACCUGAUCUUUAUUAACAUCAAUAUUAUUUUUAACUCUGCAUUAUUAAGUGGAACACAUCGCAUUAUCAUUUUCAGAUUCCUCCGAAAAAUGUGCUUUUGAAUAUAUAAUCCAGCCUUGACCCAUCAGGUCUGAGAAACGCCGCGGCGCAACCGUCAGAUGUAGAAACUAGAAACAGUAUCGCGAAAUUCAACGAAAUUCUAAUCGUAUCUCAAGAACAUGCAUGGUUUGCAUUUUUCGGAAUUUUUUUAGCGAUAGGAGUUUGAGAUAUUCAGUGACAUGGCGAUGUUUAAUUCGUUCCGCUUGGCACGGAGCAAAUUUGCAGCGACCGGUUUUAGACGUUUAUGGACUUCUAGGGCUUUGCUGGCCGAUCAGUUUGAAAAUAACAAUAGAAAAGCGGAAUCACAACAAUGUACUCAUGAGGAGAAUGAUGAGGAAUAUGAAAAAAAUAUUAAGUUAAAAAUACUUGGCGCUUCUUUAAAAUUUGUUCCUGACAUGGGAUGGAGCAAACAGGCUAUUAGUGCUGGUGCUGAAUCAAUUGGAUAUCCGGGUGUGAUACAUGGAUUGUUUCCAAGAGGUAGUGCGGCUUUAGUGGAGUAUUUUUAUUCUAUGUGUAAUCGGGAAUUAAAUGAAAUCCUAAAAAAAGAAGUGGAUUCUUCAAGUUCGCAGAAAACACCAGAACAACAAGUUCGUGACGCUGUAGAAACACGGUUGAGAAUGGUGGUUCCCUACAAAAAAACCUGGCCACAAGCAAUGGCUAUUAUGUCUCUUCCACCGAAUGUACCAACUGCUUUAGCAAAUUUAUUAACUUUAGUCGAUGAUAUCUGCUACUAUGCCGGCGAUAGAUCGGUUGAUAUUAACUGGUAUGCCAGGAGAAUGAUACUAGCGACUAUUUAUAAAGCUACUGAAUUGUACAUGUUGCAAGAUACAAGUGAAGACCACAAAGAAACAUGGUUGUUCCUAGAGAGACGACUAAAGGAUAUUUUACAAAUACAGACAAUGCUUUCCAGUUCAGUUAAGCCAGAUGAAGCUUUAAAUCGAGCUACAGAAACAGCUUCUGCUGUUUUUAUAACGGUAGAUUAA
Trachymyrmex septentrionalis is the source of this 1260-nucleotide messenger RNA. It is a transcript of the gene Coq9, whose product is annotated as ubiquinone biosynthesis protein COQ9, mitochondrial. The coding region runs from base 457 to 1260 and encodes 267 amino acids. The record is from RefSeq and is a predicted model, not a curated record. NCBI's taxonomy places the organism in Eukaryota, Metazoa, Arthropoda, Insecta, Hymenoptera, Formicidae. Gene Ontology annotation, cellular component: mitochondrial inner membrane. Gene Ontology annotation, biological process: ubiquinone biosynthetic process. Gene Ontology annotation, molecular function: lipid binding. The transcript is spliced from 4 exons.